Messenger RNA from Ipomoea triloba (trilobed morning glory), 1218 nucleotides. RefSeq names its product type IV inositol polyphosphate 5-phosphatase 9-like. Gene Ontology annotation, biological process: phosphatidylinositol dephosphorylation. Lineage: Eukaryota; Viridiplantae; Streptophyta; Magnoliopsida; Solanales; Convolvulaceae. Gene Ontology annotation, molecular function: inositol-polyphosphate 5-phosphatase activity; phosphatidylinositol-3,4,5-trisphosphate 5-phosphatase activity; phosphatidylinositol-4,5-bisphosphate 5-phosphatase activity. The record is from RefSeq and is a predicted model, not a curated record. The transcript is spliced from 7 exons. The coding region runs from base 25 to 1182 and encodes 385 amino acids.
CUUAUAGUAAUUAGCUUCAAGGUCAUGUGGGGUACUUUACCAGCUAAAACUAUCCUCAAGAGGCCGGAUGAAAGCAUUGUUAUUGCGUCCGACGAUUCAUCUGAAACCCAGAGUUUUGAUUUGUUUGUGAGCUCAUGGAAUGUGGGGGGAAUUGAACCGCCAGAUGACUUUGACAUGGGAGAUCUGCUCAACAUUCAGAAGAACACAGCUGAUAUCUAUGUUCUCGGGUUUCAAGAAAUCGUGCCCCUGAAUGCUGGAAGCAUAAUAGUUUCAGAGAAUUCAAGUGUAUCAUAUAAAUGGAAUUCUCUGAUAAGAUCGGCACUCAACAAGAGAGCCAGCAGUACCAUCACAAUACAGAAGGCAGAAGCAGGAGAGUGUCAAAAGGUUUGCCCUCUCCACAGAGAUGCCUACUUUAACUCAGCAGCAGCAGCUUUUGAAUGCAUAGCAAGCAAACAGAUGGUGGGCGUUUUUGUUACUAUCUGGGCAAGAACUCAAAUCCACCACUAUAUCAACCAUAUAGAUGUCUCAUGUGUAGGCUGUGGUAUAUUUGGACGCAUCAGAAACAAGGGUUCAGUAUCAGUUAGAUUCCGGUUGCAUGAAACAACCUUCUGCUUUGUCUGUAGUCAUUUGGCGUCAGGAGGAAACAAAGGAGAUGAGAAACACAGAAAUACAGAUGCAAACCAAAUACUAUCACGCACCCGGUUUCCUUCUGGACCUUCACAGGCUUUGCCAAGGAAAAUUGUAGACCAUGACAGGGUGAUUUGGCUUGGGGACUUGAAUUACAGGAUAUACCUGCCAGAGGCUACAACAAGAUCCUUGGUCAAUGAUGGACAGUGGAGCAUCUUGCUACAAAAUGACCAGCUGAAGAGUGAGUUAACUGAAGGCCACGUCUUCGAAGGGUGGCAUGAGGAAGAAAUCAAGUUUGCACCAACCUACAAGUAUAAUACAAACUCAGAAGAUUACUAUGAUUGUGAUCAGAAGAGACACAGUAAAAAGUGCCGAACUCCAGCUUGGUGUGAUCGGAUAAUUUGGUUUGGCAAUGGACUGAAGCAAAAACAUUAUGAUAGAUGUGAAUCUAGAUUGUCUGACCACAGAUCUGUUCGAGGGAUUUUCACUGCUGAAGUCAAGCUUGCAAGAUCCUUUAUAAGGGGAGAAGUCAAGAAGCUUCUUGCCAAAGACUAACAAUCACUUCAAAUGAGAACAAUCUCCCAACCCCCA